Messenger RNA from Mytilus californianus (California mussel), 753 nucleotides. RefSeq names its product perlucin-like protein. The record is from RefSeq and is a predicted model, not a curated record. Gene Ontology annotation, molecular function: signaling receptor activity. Bases 171 to 659 code for a protein of 162 amino acids. NCBI's taxonomy places the organism in Eukaryota, Metazoa, Mollusca, Bivalvia, Mytilida, Mytilidae. The transcript is spliced from 7 exons.
UGCGAACUUUUGAGGUAAAAACUUUACAUAUGAAAUUACAAAUCAAAUUAAACUGUUGUGCAUCCGUGAUGAUGAUAUAACAUACCAGUAUAUACAUACUGCUCUAUCCAGUCAGACACUUAAAGAUUUAAAGUUAAACCCGUUUCAAAGAAACUGUUGCAUUCGAAGACAUGAGGCUUCUACUGUUGACAGCUUUGGUGCUUUCUAUCGUUGCAUUGACCAUUCCAGGGAGAGAUGCAGCUCAACCUUUAUGUCAAAUUGGUUGGAAGAAGCAUGGCAACAACUGUUAUUACUUCAGCAUUUCCAGAACAUCUUGGGGAGAUGCCAAGAGGAAAUGCAAAUUGCUGAAAGGUCAGCUUGCAGAAGCGACAACAAGAAAUGUGAUAACGUUUCUAAAGACAAAUGCGAAAAGAAAUAAGCAAACUUUUUGGCUUGGUGGUACAGAUCUGGUUCAAGAAGGUGAAUGGAUAUGGAUAACUAGUGGAGAGAGGUUUGCUGAGACUGAUUGGCAUACACGUACUAUACGUGAACCAAAUAAUCAGGAUGAAAUAGAGCAUUGUCUGACCAUAUCUGAUGGAUUAAACUAUGAAUGGAAUGAUGAUAACUGUUAUGAUAGUUAUUCUUACAUAUGCGAAAAAUCAUUGAGGACCGUCAUGUGAGUUCUAUAGAAAAACCAAGAACAGACAACGAGUUUGAUUUAUUAUUACACUUAUGCAUAUUACUGUAAAUAUAAAACAGGAAGUUAAAUUGUUA